AUGGAGAACGGGGAGCGAACCCCCGCAGCGGAGGCGCUCGGGGCGGCGGGCGAGUCACCUCAGGGCCGUUUGCCUCUCGGGGAAGAGGGCCUGGCGGGGCCGGCGGAGCCCGAGCCCAUGGCGGCCGAAGCGGCCGGGAGCGGCGAGGGCGAGGGCCGGCCCCAGCGGGCUCUGAGGGUUGUAUACGUUCGCAGCGAGAGCUCCCAGGGUGGUGCGGCCGGCGGCCCCGAGGCGGGCGCCCUCAAUUGCCUUCUUCGGGCGUGCGAGGCUCAGGGUGCGCACCUCACGGCCGUGUCUUUUGGGGAACUCGACUUCGGGGAGACGGCCGUGCUCGAUGCCUUCUACGAUGCAGAUGUUGCUGUGGUGGACAUGAGUGACAUCUCCAGACAACCUUCCCUUUUCUACCAUCUUGGAGUCCGAGAAAGCUUUGACAUGGCCAAUAACGUGAUUCUGUACUAUGACACUGAUGCCGACACUGCUAUGUCACUGAAGGAUAUGGUAUCUCAGAAAAACAUAGCAUCUAGCGGAAAUUAUUAUUUCAUCCCCUACAUCGUGACACCAUGCGCGGAUUAUUUUUGCUGUGAAAGUGAUGCCCAAAGACGAGCUUCAGAGUAUAUGCAGCCCAACUGGGACACCAUCCUAGGUCCUUUGUACAUGCCCCUGGUGGAUAAGCUCGUUAGCCUCCUUAAGGACAUCCACGUCACCUCAUGUGUUUAUUACAAAGAAACUUUAUUAAAUGACAUCCGGAGAGCCAGAGAGAAAUACCAGGGUGAAGAACUGGCAAGGGAGCUGGCACGGAUUAAACUUCGCAUGGAUAACAUUGAGGUUCUGACCUCAGACAUCAUCAUUAACUUACUCCUGUCUUACCGUGAUAUCCAGGACUAUGAUGCCAUGGUCAAACUGGUAGAAACACUGGAGAUGUUACCUACGUGUGAUUUGGCUGAUCAGCAUAAUAUUAAGUUCCACUAUGCAUUUGCACUGAAUAGGAGAAAUACUGAAGGUGACCGGGAGAAGGCUCUUCAGGUCAUGCUCCAGAUUCUACAGAGCUGUGAUCACCCAGCCCCUGACAUGUUCUGCCUGUGUGGAAGGAUCUACAAGGACAUCUUCCUGGAUUCCGACUAUGAAGAUUAUGAAAGCCGAGACAGUGCCAUUGCAUGGUAUCGCAAAGGAUUUGAACUCCAGUCUUCCCUUUAUUCAGGAAUUAACCUUGCAGUUUUGCUGAUAGUUGCUGGUCAACAGUUUGAAACUUCCAUUGAACUGAGGAAAAUAGGUGUUCGUCUGAACAGUCUGUUGGGAAGAAAAGGGAGCUUGGAGAAAAUGAACAAUUACUGGGAUGUGGGUCAGUUCUUCACUGUCAGCAUGUUGGCCAGUGACAUUGGGAAGGCAGUCCAGGCAGCAGAAAGAUUGUUCAAACUGAAACCGCCAGUCUGGUACCUGAGGUCAUUAGUUCAGAACUUGUUAUUAAUUCAACGCUAUAAAAAAUCCAAUACUGAACAUUCCCCCAGGCAGGAACAACUUAACUUCUGGCUAGAUAUAAUUUUUGAAGCAACCAAUGGAAUUACUCAUGGACUCAGAUUUCCGGUUCUGGUGAUAGAACCAACCAAGGUUUACCAGCCUUCUUAUGUUUCUGUCAACAAUGAAGUUGAGGAGAGAGUGGUUUCUUUGUGGCAUGUCUCACCUACGGAAAUGAAACAAAUCCAUGAAUGGAAUUUUACAGCUCCUUCUAUUAAGGGAAUAAGCAUAUCCAAGUUUGAUGAACGGUGUUGUUUUCUUUAUGUCCAUGAUAAUUCUGAUGACUUUCAAAUCUACUUUUCAACUGAAGAUCAGUGUAGAAGGUUUUGCUCUUUGGUCAAAGAGAUGUUAACCAAUGGAACGGGCAGCUCUAUGGAGCUGGAGGGAGAGGCGGAUGGAGACACCUUAGAGUAUGAGUAUGACCUUGAUGCAAAUGGAGAGAGGAUUGUCUUGGGGAAAGGCACUCAUGGGAUUGUGUAUGCAGGCCGAGAUCUGAGCAAUCAAGUGCGAAUAGCCAUCAAAGAAAUCCCAGAGAAAAUCAUCAAGUACUCUCAGCCUCUACAUGAAGAAAUAGCCCUGCACAAGUACCUCAAGCACCGCAAUAUUGUCCAAUACCUGGGCUCUGUUUCAGAGAAUGGCUACAUUAAGAUAUUUAUGGAACAGGUACCUGGAGGAAGCCUUUCUGCUCUCUUAAGAUCCAAAUGGGGACCCAUGAAGGAGCCCACUAUCAAAUUUUAUACCAAACAGAUCCUAGAAGGCCUGAAGUACCUCCAUGAAAACCAGAUAGUGCACAGGGACAUAAAGGGUGAUAAUGUUCUGGUAAACACCUAUAGUGGAGUGGUGAAGAUCUCUGAUUUUGGGACCUCUAAACGCCUUGCAGGAGUGAACACAUACACAGAGACCUUUAUGGGUACUCUGCAGUACAUGGCACCAGAGAUUAUCGAUCAAGGACCUCGGGGUUAUGGUGCCCCAGCUGAUAUCUGGUCUCUAGGCUGCACCAUCAUUGAAAUGGCCACCAGUAGGCCCCCAUUCUAUGAGCUUGGUGAUCCACAUGCUGCAAUGUUCAAAGUGGGGAUGUUUAAGAUUCACCCUGAGAUUCCAGAAGCCCUGUCAGCCGAGGCCAAAGCCUUCAUCUUAUGCUGUUUUGAGCCGGAUCCUCACAAACGGGUCACCGCCGAUGACCUCCUCAGACAGAAUUUCUUAAGGCAGGUGAACAAAGGCAAGAAGAGUCGAAUUGCUUUCAAGCCAUCAGAGGAUGUCAGGGGCACCACCAGUGUCCUAGCCUUGCCCUCGCCAGGGGAGCCGGUGGGCAGCAGCAGCAGCGAACAUGGCUCCAUCUCCCCUGACUCUGAUGCUCAGCCCGAUAUAUUCUUUGAGAAGGUCCAAGUGUCCAGACCCCAGCUCAGCCACCUUCUCAGCGUUCCAGAUGAGAACUCAGCCUUGGAAGAGCGGAAUUCAGCUUCGUGCCCUGAAGACAGGGACCCAGGUCUCUUCCUGCUGCGUAAGGACAGUGAGCGCAGGUCCAUCCUUUACAAAAUCCUCUUGCAGGAGCAGGACCAGGUGGCUUUCAACUUGCAGGAGUGUGUGGCCCAGAGUGCGGAAGAGUUGUAUCUCUCAAUUGGCCACAUCAAGCAAAUAAUUGGGAUCCUGAGGGACUUUAUCCGCUCCCCGGAGCCCAGGGUGAUGGCAUCCACAAUAUCAAAGCUAAAGGUGGACUUGGAUUUUGACAGCUCGUCCAUCAGUCAGAUUCACUUGGUCCUGUUUGGAUUCCAGGAUGCUGUGAAUAAAAUUUUGAGGAACCACUUGAUUAGGCCCCACUGGAUGUUUGCAAUGGACAAUAUCAUCCGCAGAGCAGUCCAGGCGGCCGUCACCAUUCUCAUCCCAGAGCUCCAAACCCACUUUGAGUCUGCCUCUGAGACUGAAAUAGAGAAGGACCCGGAGGAAGUGGAAGGAGACUAUCCGCCAGAGCACAUGCCCAGCGGAGCCGAGCAAGUGGCAUCCAGAGGAAGCAGACCUUGUUCAAUGAUGGUCCAGGUGACCCAAUCCCACCUCCAGCACCUGCGCCUCCAGCUGAAUAGUCUCAGGCAGGAGAGUCACAGACUUUUGGAACACCUGCUUCAAAAAGAGAGAGAGUACCAGAAACUUCUACAGCUAAAUCUAGAACAGAAAACUCAAGAAUUGUAUCGCCUUAAGUCACAAUUCAAAUCUGAUGGUAAUACAGAAAAUCCAGAACCCCUGCAGGGGCGGGGAACAGACAAAGAGCUUAUAGACUGGUUGCAGCUACAAGGAGUGGAUGCAAAUACAAUUGAAAGGAUUAUUCAAGAGGAUUAUACACUUUCUCAUAUUCUUAAUGAUAUCACUAAGGAAGACUUAAGAUACCUUAGACUACGUGGUGGUGUCCUCUGCAGGAUUUGGCACGCGGUCUCCCAGCACAGAAGACAGGCUCAGGAGUCCUCAACCACUGCAGAUUAGGUUUAGUCACUGACAGCUAAGCCUGAGGACAGAGCAGGCAAAUACCACACAUUUGUGGUUAAAGCUUCUGUUCAUGUGCCUAAGUUUGGAGUUUACCCAAGGAAAAACGAAGACCUACCAUUGUUCAAAGACUGUCUUUACUGAAAAGUUUUAAACCUGUUAUUUAUAAAUGUUUUAAAGAUUUAUAGAACUGUAUGUAAUGUGAACAGUGAGCCUUAGUUUUGAUAUCCCAGAGUAAAACGCUUAUUAAUUUUCUUUCAUUAUCAGCACACAAAGUACUUGCUGGAAAGAUAAACCAAAGUGUGGCUAAAUAAUAGGCUAGCUGUCACUGUUUUAAGAUGUAAGUUAUUCACUAAUAUAGUGCUUAGAGUUGGAAGGUAAAAUUGAUACAAAUGUGCCUUUCAUUUAAAUGUGAUGGAACUGCAAUUUAUG
Dipodomys spectabilis (banner-tailed kangaroo rat) is the source of this 4416-nucleotide messenger RNA. It is a transcript of the gene Map3k15, whose product is annotated as mitogen-activated protein kinase kinase kinase 15. The transcript is spliced from 29 exons. Gene Ontology annotation, molecular function: MAP kinase kinase kinase activity; ATP binding. Bases 1 to 3984 code for a protein of 1327 amino acids. Lineage: Eukaryota; Metazoa; Chordata; Mammalia; Rodentia; Heteromyidae. The record is from RefSeq and is a predicted model, not a curated record. Gene Ontology annotation, biological process: cellular response to stress; protein phosphorylation; MAPK cascade.